This is a messenger RNA of Brienomyrus brachyistius, 4083 nucleotides long. It is a transcript of the gene slitrk3a, whose product is annotated as SLIT and NTRK-like family, member 3a. Lineage: Eukaryota; Metazoa; Chordata; Actinopteri; Osteoglossiformes; Mormyridae. The coding region runs from base 679 to 3288 and encodes 869 amino acids. The record is from RefSeq and is a predicted model, not a curated record. Gene Ontology annotation, biological process: axonogenesis; regulation of presynapse assembly; positive regulation of synapse assembly. Gene Ontology annotation, molecular function: protein binding. Gene Ontology annotation, cellular component: GABA-ergic synapse; postsynaptic density membrane. The transcript is spliced from 3 exons.
AUAGGGAAAAAAUCUCAUACGGGCGAGCGCCUUGAUGCGCGCUCCCGACGCAGCAGUGAGCGUGUUCGGCUGCCCAUACCUCCCCCAAUCGCCACCACCAACGCCAACAGCCCUUCUGCUUCACCCCCCUCCUCCCGCAGCACUUUCGCUCUCUUUUCUUCAAGCUCAUUUCCAUGACGUCUAAAAAGACCUGAUCGGGGGUGGUGGUGGUGGUGGUGGUGGAGGGGGACGAGAAAACGAUUCUCCGUUAUGAUCCUGCAUCCUAGUGAUGUGCUGGUGCGCCGAAAAGGGGGACCGCUCCGGAGCGCCGAGCUGCGGCUUCUCGCCGCUGCACUGUUGAGCUUUCAUCGGGGAAGCGGACCUGCAUCACAAGCAAACCUAUAGAAAGGAGGCAUUGCAUUCCGAUCACGUCUUCGCUUUCCCCCCUCUCUGUAGCCUCAACCACAGUUGGAGUAAGGAGAGGAAAGGCACAGCAGAAGAAGACGGAAAGAUCCGGCCGUCUUUAAACUAGUCGUUUUUUGGGGGGGAUACUCUUGAAUUCCGCCGCAAAAAAAGGCAUCAGUCGGAAGCCGCCUGUAUUUUCUCCAACCCGGAGAAGGAGAUGUAAAGUUGGACCCUAUUGAAACCGAUGCUGUGAAGUGGCUCUCGGCCGUGGCAGCGGCAGGUCUUCCAGGCAGGAUGCUGUGGGUUACUCUGCUAAGCACAAUAGCUUUGGGAUGGACUACGCCGAUUCCUUUGCUGGAAGACUCAGAGGAGAUAGACGAGCCUUGCUUCGACCCCUGCUACUGUGAAGCGAAGGAGAGUAUAUUUCACAUCCACUGCGACAGCAAGGGAUUUACAAACAUCAGCCAGAUCUCCCAGUCGUGGUCGCGGCCCUUUAAACUCUAUCUGCAGAGAAACUCGAUGCGCCGGCUUUAUUUCAACAGCUUCCUGCACUUGAACAAUGCCGUGUCUAUUAAUUUGGGGAACAACGCACUACAGGACAUCCAGGCGGGGGCUUUUAAUGGCCUCAGCGUCCUCAAAAGGCUCUAUCUGCACGAGAACAAGCUGGAGGUGUUCCGAAACGACACUUUUCUGGGAUUGGAGAGCUUAGAAUACCUACAGGCUGAUUACAACGUCAUCAAACGGAUCGAGAGUGGGGCUUUCCGCAACUUGAACAAGCUGAGGGUCCUCAUCCUGAACGACAACUUGAUACCUGCACUUCCCAAUUUUUUAUUCAGGUCGGUGUCCUUGACGCACCUUGAUUUGCGGGGGAACCGGUUAAAAAUCCUCCCUUACAAGGGGAUGCUGGAGUAUAUCGGCCGCAGUCUGAUGGAGAUCCAGUUAGAGGAGAACCCGUGGAACUGCGUCUGUGACAUAGUGCAGCUGAAAACGUGGCUGGAGAGGAUACCCUACACAGCACUGGUGGGCGAGAUCACCUGCGAACACCCCUUCCACUUCCACGGCAAGGACUUGAGGGAGAUUAAGCGGAGCGAGCUGUGUCCUCUACUCUCGGAUGCCGAGGUAGAGGCCAGCUUGGGCAUCCCCAGGUUGCCCUUCAGCAAUGAUAAUGUGUGGCCCACCAAGCCCUCGUCUAUGCUCUCCUCGUUCCACAACACCGCCUCCUCUGUCGAAUACAAGGAGAAACAUAAAACCCCAACAAAACGGCCUCGGGUGCAUAAGGCUCCGCCGACCCCGCGCAGCAUCUACCCGGGGCCCAACCAGCCACCCAUCGCUGCUUACCAAACCAGGCCGCCGAUUCCAAUCAUCUGCCCGACCGGGUGCACGUGCAACCUGCACAUCAACGACCUCGGGCUUACUGUCAACUGCAAGGAGAAAGGGUUCUACAACAUAUCUGAACUGCUUCCCAGACCCCUGAAUGCCAAAAAGCUGUAUCUCAGUGGGAAUUUGAUACAGAAAAUUUAUCGGUCGGACUUCUGGAACUUUUCCAGUUUGGAUUUACUACACUUGGGCAACAACCGCAUAUCCUAUGUGCAGGAAGGGGCCUUUAUAAACCUCCCUAAUUUGAAAAGUCUUUACUUGAAUGGCAAUGACAUUGAGAGACUAACGCCCGGGAUGUUCAGAGGUCUGCAGACCCUGAGUUACCUGUACUUCGAGUACAAUGUCAUACGUGAGAUCCAGCCAGCCGCCUUCAGCCUGAUGCCCAACUUGCAGCUUGUGUUCCUGAACGACAACCUUCUGCGCACGCUGCCCAUGGAUGCCUUCGCCGGCACGUCGCUGGCCAGGCUCAACCUGCGCAACAACUACUUCCUGUACCUGCCUGUCAGUGGGGUUCUGGAGCACCUGCAUUCCAUCGUUCAGAUUGACCUCCAUCAGAACCCUUGGGAAUGCUCAUGUGACAUCAUCCCACUCAAGCAGUGGAUUGAGAAACUUAGUUCAGUCAUCGUGGUGGGGGAGGUGAUCUGCAAAACACCCGACUUCUUGUUCGGGAAGGACUUGCGCUCCCUCGAUGCUGAACUCAUUUGCCCUGAGCUGAAGUUCUCAGCGCCUUCUCCCGGCGCCCCUGACGACAUGACUUCAACCAGCGACUCUGGCCUGGGGGACUCUCCAGUGAGGGCGAACAUACCGCUAUCCGUGCUCAUCCUCAGCCUCCUCAUCCUGUUCAUCUCGGCUGUCUUCGUGGCCGCCGGACUCUUUGCCUAUGUGCUGAGGCGGCGUAAGAAACUGCCCUUCAGGAAGCGGCAGGAGGUCGACCUGACCGGAAUCCAGAUGCAGUGCCGGAUGUUUGAGGACCAGCCAGCUGCCUCACCAGAGAAACCGCCGGGCCAUGUCUACGACUACAUCCCCCACCCUGUCACGCAGAUGUGCAACAACCCCAUUUACAAACCGCGCGAGGGAGAGAUCGAGGAGCAGUUCACCGAGACGAAAGAGAAUAGCAGUAAUUAUCGAACUCUGAUAGAGAAGGAGAAGGAAUGGACGAUGGCAGUAUCCAACUCCCAGCUGAACACCAUCGUCACCAUCAAUCAGUCGGGGGACAUAGCAGGCUUCCACGAGAACGGAGUGCUUUGUCCCACGGUAAUAGACAGUCAGAGGCCGACCCCCACAGUGGGGUUUGUGGACUGCCUGUAUGGCACGGUUCCCAAAUUAAAGGACAUGCACGUGACACAUGCACAUCCCCCGGGAAUGCAGUACCCUGAUUUACAGCAAGACGCCAGACUUAAAGAAACGUUGCUCUUCCCGGGGAAAGGCUUUCCCGACCAAACCCAAAGCGAAUACCUCGAGUUAAGGGCCAAACUCCAGACCAAGCCGGAUUACCUCGAAGUGCUGGAAAAAUCCUACAGAUUCUAACCACGGAGAAUACAUCAACUUUUCCAUAGCCCAAAAAAAAGAACAAUGGAACAAAUGAUCAAAUAAAGCAUGAUGAAAUAAAAAUAUAUAAAAAAAUUUCCCCCAGUCGCUUUGGAGGAAAGGCCAUACUCAGAUAUUCAAGAAGUGCCUUUUUCAGAGUAGCCAGCAAUGUUAUCAGUCCUUAUUUUUAUACGGAACAGGUUGGUUUGUGCCGAAGGAGGCGUCGGGAGUUCUAAACUUAAACACUUAUCCGGGCAGCGGCGAGGGGACGUCGCUCGCGCCUGGGUUACGCGCGCGGAAUGGGACGUCUCGAGCACGGAGGACACCUCGAGGCCGGGCACAGUUUGUAGAUUAUUGCAGUUUGCUGCAUGCAUACAACUGCAGGGGUGGGUAUCACUCAAACUAUCAUCCACAUAUAAUAGAGAUACUGCAACGCAUUAUUGUUCAGUGGUCUAUUUGAUUUUAUAUAUUAUCAAGGACAAGCGAGUUCUCUCUCAAGGACGCACCUAAGGAUCAACAUUUGUGAAUAUAUUAUGACGCUCAAGAUUUUAUGGAGAUCAACGCACUUUCUUAAAAAAGCUUCUGGAUAUUAUCACUAACGGCUUUGUAGGAAGCACUUUUAAUGUUUUCUCUCACAAAGAUUUGAAAAAAAAUGUGCAUAUAUUUAUUCUGUAAUUUCAGUGAAAAUUGAAUUGUAAAGGUAACGUUAAAUCAAUGUAUAGUGACUCUGCGUCUGGUUAAUCCUUCUUAAUAAAAUCUAUUAAAAUCAAAUAAAGGUGCUAAAACAUAAUAUUU